AUAUGCCGCACCCCCGAGGUGAAGUGGGUGCUGCUGCUGCUGCUGCUGCUGCUGCUGCUGCUGCUGCUGCUGCUGCUGCUGAUGACGAUGAUGAUGAUGGUGACGAGGACGACGAGGAGGACGAGGACGAGGACGAGGACGACGAGGAGGAGGAGGAGGAGGAGGAGGAGGAGGAGGAGGAGGAGGAGGAGGAGGAGGAGGAGGAGGAGGAGGAGGAGGAGGAGGAGGAGGAGGAGGAGGAGGAGGAGGAGGAGGAGGAGGAGGAGGAGGAGGAGGAGGAGGAGGAGGAGGAGGGCGAGGGCGAGGGCGAGGGCGAGGGCGAGGACGAUGACGAGGACGAUGACGAUGACGAGGACGAUGACGAUGACGAGGACGAUGACGAUGCCAAUGACGAGGACGAUGUCGAUGAUGAUGAGAGGAGCAUGGAGACGUCAAAGUCGUUUGAGUCGGGGUUGAUAGGCCAGUGAAGCCCAAACGCUGAGGUGAUGUCCAU
This is a messenger RNA of Closterium sp. NIES-67, 493 nucleotides long. The record is from the annotation of a GenBank genome assembly. NCBI's taxonomy places the organism in Eukaryota, Viridiplantae, Streptophyta, Zygnematophyceae, Desmidiales, Closteriaceae.